UCACUCAAGCAGCCUUCCGUCAGCGAGCGGACACCAGAGCGUCUGACACCGGCGCUGAUUGGCUGUAAAGUUGAGUGAGGAGCAACAACUCGAGCCGAUGCUGUCAGUCCCGGGGCAGCCGACGAGCGCGCGGCUCUCGCCUUUGGAUCCCGUUGGGUUGUUUUUUUUCUUUCUUUUUUUUCCCGAGAGGAUUUCGCGUUGACAUCACAAGGGUGCGGACUUUUGGUUUUAGGCAAUGAGAAUACCCAGGAGCCGGUGUCUGAACUGCGCCUGAAGGUGGAUGUGUGGUGUAAAAGCGCCACGAGCAGGAACAGGGAGAGGAAGAGGAGGAGGAGGAUGCACGAGGAGCCGUCCGCGACCUAACGCGUUUAAAAAGUGAACUCAUGCUAACUUUCACUUCCAGCAGGGGCGGAAAGCUGCUGUCCGGCAGGGCGACCGUGCGGUCACUUCUGGUCCUGAUUAUGUCUCUGUGGGAAAGCAAACAGGCCACAGGGUCCCUGCUUGACCAGACGAUCGGGAAGUGGUACGAAUACAAGACAAACUGCACCAACAUGUUGGCAUCGAGGAGCCCACACAGAACUGGAGUCUUCUGCAAUGGGACAUUUGACCAGUUUGCCUGCUGGCCGGAUUCUCCUCCUGGGAACGUCUCUGUGCCCUGUCCGUUUUACCUGCCCUGGAUUGCUGAAGGGCGUGCUGGAAAGCUGUACAGAUACUGUGCAGAAAAUGGCACCUGGCUGACCGUAGGGGGCACCAAAGAGAUUUGGCGCGAUCACUCGGAGUGCUCUGAGCAGUACCAUCACUUCCAGCAGCAAGAGAAGCAGCACGUCCUGCUGACCACCUUGCGCUAUAUCUCGACGAUCGGCUACUCGCUGUCGCUGCUGUCCCUGUCGUUGGCCGUGUUCAUCCUCAUGUUUGUCAGUAAGCUCCAUUGCACCCGCAACCAAAUCCACGUCCACUUGUUUGCCUCCUUCAUGCUGCGCGCCAUGGUGGUCCUGGUGAAGGACCUUCUCUUACACAUCACCUACUCUCAGAGGCCCACCGAAGAAACUGGAUGGCGUUACUACUUCAACUCUGAGAUCACAACCGCAUGCCGUGCCACGCAUGUCUUCAUGCACUACUCUGUCGGCGCCAACAUGUUUUGGCUGUUAGUCGAGGGCCUCUACCUCCAUACCUUGCUCUUCUCAUCUGUGCUUUCAGAGACGCGGCUCAUGAGGAAGUACAUGCUGAUUGGCUGGGGCUCUCCAGUUCUGUUUGUCGUUCCCUGGAUCACGGCCAAAGCUUUAUUGGAAAACGACGGGUGCUGGGGAACAAACAUUGACAUGAGGAUCUGGUGGAUCAUCAGAGGACCCAUGAUGCUUCCUUUUGCAGUGAAUUUCAUAAUAUUUAUCAAAAUCCUGCGGCUAUUGCUGUCAAAGCUGAAGGCUCAUCAGACUCCAUUUAAUGACUACAAGUACAGACUGGCACGAGCGACCCUUGUGUUAAUCCCCUUGUUGGGCACCCAGGAGUUUGUCUUCAUGUUUGUGACCGACGAGCAGGUGUCCGGCCGGCUGCACAUCAGGCUCUUCGUCCAGCUGCCCAUAAGCUCCUUUCAGGGCUUCAUCGUCUCUCUGCUCUACUGCUUUGCCAGCUGGGAGGUGCAAGCCGAGCUGAAGAAGCGCUGGAGGCUUUUCCUUUUCACCCACCAGAAUGAACAAGCCAGCUGCUUCCUGGAGAAACCUUUCAAGUACCUGGGGAAAUAUUCCACCGGGCGGCGCACCAACCACUACUUCAAUCAGAAUGAGUGCUACGGGGACGUGAAGAGGCCCUCAAACGUCCAACUCCUGCAGGUCACCACAAACCCCACCAUUGACCUCUGUCCGCCCGGCCUCACGGAGGGCCAGUGUUUUACCAGAGGGGGCAGCCUGUCGAGCAGCGAGUGGGAUGGGACGCUGGGCGAGACCGUGGAGGAGAUACUGGAGGAGAGCGGCAUGUGAGGAGGAGGAGGACAAUUGAUUAAAGACUGUAAUUUAUAGGGAUUUCCGACACUGAAUGACGAUUGGCAGUAAUGCCGUUUUCGAGGUUUGUAAGAUAUGAUAAUACUUAAAAACACAUGAAGGCCGCCAACGUGCUUUAGUGGAAUUAAAGCGUAAAACUGCAGGUUCAUUUCUAGAGGUGUGUGGUAUCGUUAUG
Molecule: messenger RNA, 2169 nt
Organism: Erpetoichthys calabaricus (reedfish)
Lineage: Eukaryota; Metazoa; Chordata; Cladistia; Polypteriformes; Polypteridae
Product: glucagon-like peptide 2 receptor
Exons: 13
Coding region: 384-1973 (529 amino acids)
Biological process (GO): adenylate cyclase-modulating G protein-coupled receptor signaling pathway; cell surface receptor signaling pathway
Cellular component (GO): plasma membrane
Molecular function (GO): peptide hormone binding; glucagon receptor activity
Source: RefSeq, a predicted model, not a curated record